AAUCUUUGCUCUAAAUAUUUAAAGCUCGCCUCAUUUUCUUCCUUCCCUGUCUUAGCAGUUUAUCUUCUUCCUCCGGGAUUCCAUUAUAAACCCCCCCCCUCCAGUCUUAUUCCAACCCAUUCCAUUAGCCUCUGUGAGCGAACAAAAUUGCACUCUCCACCAUGGGUGAUAACAACCAAGUCACCACCCUGAGCAAUGAACCCGCUGCCAGCGAUAAGGGGAAGGGCAAGGCUGCACAGGAUCCUACCGUUAUGGAUGUGAGCAUGGAUGAAGGUGAAAGUGAUGAGAGUGAAAAUGAAGACAUUAUGGAAGUUGACUAUGAGGAGGAUGGCGACAACCUCGAGCCAAUCUCUGCCGACAACAUCAUUGAUGGUGGGCGACGGACUCGCGGAAAGUCCAUCGACUUCCAGAAGGCCGCGGAAAAGCUGAAGGAUGAUGAGGGUGACGAUGACGAAGAUGAUGAAGACUUUGCGCCUGAUGACAAUGACGACAGCAUGCGCGACUGAACUAGAUCAUGAUAUGGUUCAUAAAACAUCUUGGGAAUGGAGGUUAGUGAUUGGCGCAGGUUCAUUGUUUUUUGUUUCUUGAUUCAGAUACUUGUCAUGUCAACCAUGUUCUUUUGUCCGCCUCCCUCGUUCGUUCGUUCUUUUUUUUUUAAAGAAAAAGGAAAAGAGAGGAGGCGAAGUGGGAGAAAAAAGAAAAAGGAAGAAAGCAAAAAAACCGCCGCCCUUGGCGGGACUGGGCGUAACAAACAUUCGAUAAUUACUGCUAUCUCUGCGAUAACCCUUUUCUGAUCUGAAUCAAUUGCUUGGCCGCUUGGCCCUACUCUAGCAAUUUCAAUUUCCCAUUAGCUACUACAAUCCUAAUAAUAUACUACUAUGUACUCUUGGUAAAGUGAUAUUGCGUGGGUUCUCCGCUAAGGAAGACUUGAGCUUCAUAUAAAUACCGCAAUC
Molecule: messenger RNA, 953 nt
Organism: Aspergillus alliaceus
Lineage: Eukaryota; Fungi; Ascomycota; Eurotiomycetes; Eurotiales; Aspergillaceae
Product: histone H2A.Z-specific chaperone CHZ1
Exons: 3
Coding region: 162-506 (114 amino acids)
Source: RefSeq, a predicted model, not a curated record